Messenger RNA from Spathaspora passalidarum NRRL Y-27907, 2790 nucleotides. It is a transcript of the gene STE13, whose product is annotated as Ste13p. NCBI's taxonomy places the organism in Eukaryota, Fungi, Ascomycota, Pichiomycetes, Serinales, Debaryomycetaceae. Gene Ontology annotation, molecular function: serine-type peptidase activity; dipeptidyl-peptidase activity. The coding region runs from base 1 to 2790 and encodes 929 amino acids. The transcript has a single exon. Gene Ontology annotation, biological process: proteolysis. The record is from RefSeq and is a predicted model, not a curated record.
AUGUUUUCGCGAAAUUCUCCACCUAGUCAUGUGGAAGAAUAUGAAAUGGUAGAUCAGCAAGAGUGGCUGGAACCAGAACGACUACCAGAUCUUGAAGAAUCCACUUCUGGACAAACACCUCUGGUUGAUUCACGAGGAUCCACUGAUUCAGAAUCAUCUGUAUUAUUUGAAGAUAUUGAGAAUUAUUCCGCAAGACAGGGGAAAGAUAUUGAUGACUUCAAUAUGAGCCCGACGUUUCAGAACACGUUUAUCAGAUAUAAGAAGGAAGGGGUAAAUGCAAAGGUAUGCUCUGCUAUAACAGCUUUUUUUGUACUUUUAUGGGUUGGUGGAAUUAUUGCAUAUUCCCAAUUAUCACCUUCGCAAUUGGCAUCUAAAUUAACUUGGCAAACUGAUGUUAGUGUAAGUGGGUCAAAUAUUACAUUAAAUAAAUAUGAUGCAAGUUUCAGAAACUUAACCUUACAAUCAUACUGGAAGGGACAUUAUGCUACAUUUCAAAAGAAGGUCGAUUGGCUUUCUCCUCAGCAAUACCCUAAAGAAGGAGGUACAAGUGGUGGUGGAUUCUACUUAACCAACAAAGGCAACGAAAUAAUAAUCAACCAAAUCAACACCAAAUAUGAAAAGGUUUUCUUGUCUAGUAUUCAAUUCGCAUACAGCAAUAAUUUCUUCUAUGUCAAGGAUUAUAUACUAAACCCAGCCAAAGCAAUCGAUGACAAGAAUGCCGUACAAAUUGUGAAAACUGACGUGCUUGAACAGUGGCGAAAACUGUCAUUCGCAUUAUAUUGGGUAUAUAACCCAAUCACAGGGGCAUUUACUCCAAUUCAACCACCGCCUUCCAGCAAGCGCAAUCUUGAAAAACAAGAAAUACUCGAGAAACUACAUUUUGCAGAAUUUUCACCUAAUGGGAAUUAUAUAUUGUUUGGCCACAAUCACGAUUUAUUCAUUUAUCAAGUGUCAAAUGAACAAAUCACACAAAUAACUCACGAUGGAUCUAAGAAUAUAUUCAAUGGUAAACCAGAUUGGGUAUAUGAAGAAGAAGUCCAGCUGAAGUUGUAUUGGUGGUCACCUAAUGAAAACAAUUUAAUAUUUGCCAAACUAAAUGAUACCAAUGUUGAUGAAGUCGAAUUGGAUUAUUAUAUUAAACCAAGUGAUGAAAUCGGAGCUCAAUAUGAUCAGCUGGAUCAGAAGAGUGUCGAAGGUGUGAAUCAGUACCCCAUACAUACAGCCUUCAAGUAUCCUAAACCAGGUACUCCAAAUCCAAUAGUUACUCUCUUCAAUUAUCAUGUUAGUGAAAAGAAGUUAGAUAAAUUAGAAGAUAAAGAUUCGUCGUUGGGUGAGGAAUAUAUCAUUUAUGAUGCUACAUGGAUCGAUGAUACCAAUUUUUUGAUCAAAAACACAGAUAGAACUAGUAGGGUACUUGCAAGAAAAUUGUAUCAACCAGGAUCAGAGAUUAAAGUAAUUAAUAUGCAAAAUGCGACAGCUGAAUAUAAUGGAUGGAUAGAGAAGCAAUUUCCAAUUACCGUUAUUCGUAACAAGGAUUCACCCGAAAACAAAUAUAUCGACGUUAUUGUGCAAAAUGGAAGAAACAGAUUAGCUUUGUUUGAUAAUGCAUCAUCAUCUUCACCAAAGAUAUUGACUGAUGGAGAAUUUGAUGUUAUAUCAAAAGCGGUGUUUGACCCGGUUGAAAAUUUCAUUUACUUUUUAACUAACACGAGAAGUUCAAUGGAUUCUCAUUUAAUGGGAAUAGACAUGAACGAUAGCAAGAUGACUCCAAUUACCAAUAUCGAAGAAGAUGGAUUUUAUGAAGCACACUUUUCACCUGAUGGGCAAUUUUUAAAUUUGUUUUAUAGUGGACCUGAACAACCAUGGCAGAAACUUUUCAAUAUGGCCGACAUCCAUGAAAGUGAGAAUAAGAAGGAAAUAAUUGUAAAGGCAAAAGCGAUAAACUAUUAUGAUGUCACAAAGACGAAUUUAAAUAAUGUGAAUAUUCCUACAGUGGUAUUCAAGGAGAUCAGGAUCGAUAAGGACAAGGAUGGUAAUCCAAUCAAACUUAAUGUUAAGGAAAUCUUGCCACCAAAUUUCAAUACUCAACGUAAAUAUCCAUUGUUUGUUCAUGUGUAUGGAGGACCUGGAAGUCAAAAUGUUCAGAAACAAUUCGAUAUUGGAUUUUUGAAUAUUAUAAGUGCGAAAUUGGAUGCAAUUGUAUUAGUGAUUGAUCCAAGAGGGACUGGUGGCAAAGGAUGGAAAUUUGCUUCGUAUGCUACCAACAAUAUUGGAUAUUGGGAACCAAGAGAUAUAACUACAUUAACCUCGGAAUAUAUUGCCGUGAACAAGAAGUUUAUUGAUAAGGACAAGGUAGCGCUUUGGGGAUGGUCAUAUGGUGGAUUCACCACGUUGAAAUGUUUAGAGUAUGAUCAUGGAGAAACGUUCAAGUUUGGUAUGGCAGUUGCACCAGUUACAAACUGGUUGUUCUAUGACUCGAUAUAUACUGAACGAUACAUGAACAAACCAGAUCAGAACCCAAACUACGAGAAACACGCCCAAAUCAAAGAUUUUAACCAAUUCAAAUCACCAAAACGAUUCCUUAUAGUUCAUGGAACCAGUGAUGACAAUGUCCACAUACAGAAUCUGAUGUGGUUUAUAGAUAGACUUACGUAUAACAAAGUGGAGAAUUUUGACGUGCAGAUAUUUCCAGAUAGUGCUCAUGAUAUCCUGUAUGAUAAUGCUGCACUGGUGGUUUAUGAUCGUUUGUUUAAUUGGGUUAGAGAUGCAUUUAUGGGGAAAUUUGAUUAA